Messenger RNA from Polypterus senegalus (gray bichir), 2703 nucleotides. RefSeq names its product zinc finger protein 239-like. The coding region runs from base 124 to 1224 and encodes 366 amino acids. Gene Ontology annotation, molecular function: DNA-binding transcription factor activity; RNA polymerase II cis-regulatory region sequence-specific DNA binding. Lineage: Eukaryota; Metazoa; Chordata; Cladistia; Polypteriformes; Polypteridae. The transcript has 3 exons. The record is from RefSeq and is a predicted model, not a curated record. Gene Ontology annotation, biological process: negative regulation of transcription by RNA polymerase II; regulation of cytokine production; regulation of immune system process.
UAAGCAGUAAACAAGACGCAGUGAACAAAACGGUGGUCUUCUGCUAUUGAUUGAGUCGGCAUUUAUCACAUCACCAAGGGUAGAAGUAAAGAAGAAGCAGCUGACAUUUACUGUAAUGCCAAGAUGGAUGUGAAAGAGGAGCCGUCUGAGGCCGGCAUAAAUUCCAUGGAGGUAAAGGCGAUAAAUAUUAAGGAUGAGGAGGACUGUGAAUGGGAGUCAGCCCACCCUAACCAGGAGAGUCAGUGCAUUAAAGAUGAGGAUCAUGAACUGCUAACUGUGGACAUUAAAGAAGAGGCUGAGGAGACGUCUGUCAGCGUUGAGACACACAGGCAAAGAAGUAUGGCGUGUGUUCACCUCAAGGUGACAUCUGAAUCAUUACAGUCUGACACAACGGGGACUGAGGAAGUGUCAUCUGUUACAACUCGGGAAGGUCUGCCAUCACCUACACCUCAGUCUGGAGAACUUGGCGAACCUGAGAAGCCAUAUUGCUGCUUGCAAUGUGGUAAAGGAUUCUGUUACAGAAGUACUCUUCAGAGCCACCAAAGAAUUCACACAGGAGAGAAGCCGUAUUGCUGUUCUGAGUGUGGCAGGCGAUUUGCUCAAAUGAGUAGUCUUAAGAUACACUCUGCAGUUCACACAGGGGAGAAGCUGCAUUGCUGCUCUGAAUGUGGGAAACGAUUCUCACGAACCAGCGAUCUUCAACGCCACAAACGAAUAAUUCACACGGGAGAGAAAUCGUAUUGUUCUGAAUGUGGCAAGCAAUUUUCUGACAGGAGUACCCUUCAGAUCCACACAAGAAUUCACACAGGAGAGAAGCCAUAUUGCUGUUUUGAAUGUGGCAAGCAGUUUUCACACAAGGGCAAUCUUCAGAAACACAUUAGAAUUCACACUGGAGAGAAGGCAUAUUGCUGUUCUGAAUGUGGCAAACAAUUCUCUCAAAAGAGUAGCCUUCAAAAACACACAAGAAUUCACACUGGAGAGAAGCCAUAUUGCUGUAAUGAAUGUGGCAAACGAUUCUCACUAUUAAACAAUCUUAAGAGCCACAAAAUAAUUCACACAAGCGAGAAACCAUAUUUCUGUUCUGAAUGUGGCAAACGAUUUACACGUCUGAGUAGUCUGAAGAGGCACAGUUUACAUAGGAGAGAAAGAGAAGGAGUAAGUUGUCAGGCGAAGAAGGAAGGAGACGUCAUUGUGCCAAAUAUAUAUAUUAUCUCAUCAAUAUAAAAGUACUAAUAGUAUGAAAAAGUGCCCAAGAAAGUAAUUCAUUGUGCCUGCAUGUGUCACAUGUUAAUAAGGUGCCUAUCUCUGCCCUUGUCAGUAGGGUAGGUGACGAUAACAGUGGAAUGUUUUCAGAUAAAAAGAAGACCUCCAAUAUGGUGACAGUUCUGAUAGAUGAUGUUGGUGGACCAACCACAAUAGAACAGACAACAGACCACAAUAGUGCAACUCAAACAGGACCUUAAGAGGACAGGACAGAGUCUACUGGUCAGUUUAAGUUAAAGAGGAGAUUACAUACUGUUACUUUUAAGUACAACAAAUCCCUAUUGAAGUAUAUGCCAGGAGAGCUUCCAAAAAAUGAAAUCCAGAAAAGUAAUCUCUACAUCCAAAUUAAGAUAAUGGAUACAAACUUAAGAGCACUAAUUAGAAUAAUUAAAUAUGACAAAUAAGAGAAAUAAAGCAGUUAAAAGCACAGUAAAAGUUCAGACACAGAAGCAAUGAGAAUAAGUUGAAAAUAGAAGGGUAUAGAGGCAUACAGUUGUAUGAUCAUAUGUCAUAGCGUAUGUGCUAACAUAUGAAAAAUGAACAAAAUGUACCUAAGGUUCAGUGCCCUCCAUAAUCUUUGGGCCAAUGACACAUAUUUCCUUGAUUUCCCCGUCUGCUCCUACUAAAAAACUAGAAAUGUCUUGAAUGGCCAAGCUAGUCACCUGAUUUCAACCCAACUGAGCAGGCUUUCCAUAUGCUAAAGAGAAAACUUAAGGGGACAAACCCCCCAAAACAAGCAGGAGCUGAAGAUGGCUGCAUUAGUGGCUUGGCAGAGCAUCGCCAGAGAAGAUCUUCAGCACCUGCUGAUGUCUGUGAAUGGCAGACUUCAUGCAGUCAUUGCAUGAGAGGGUUAUGUGACAAAGGACCUAAUAUGACAAUGGCUUUAAUAGACCUGCCAUUGCUGUGUCCCAAACACUGUGGUGCCCUCCAAUGGUGGGGACCAAUAGAAAAUGUGUUGUGUGACUGAAAUGUCUGCAAAUCCCCUUAAAUGAAAGUCUGCAACAAUGUGAACUUUAAUCACAUCUGAAUUAUCGGAUUUGUAAUUUUAACUAUGGAGCAGAAGAGAGAAAUCAUGGAGACAUGGGUCAUUGACCCAAACAUUAUGGAGGGCACCGUACAGAAGCCUUAAACUGAUACUUCAUACUAGGAAGCUUUCUUUUUGUGUGUGUUUGUGUAUGUUACCAGUUUUUUUUCUUAAUUCUUUAUGUCAACUGCUUUUGUUUGAAUUUUACUAAACCUUUUAUGAAAUGAAAACACUUGCCCUGUGAACUUUGUGUGGUGUGUGUGUCAUGCUCAAUGCAUGAAUCUUUCCAGCAUCCUCAUUUUGGAAACCCUCCACAAACGUGACUGCACUGUAGUCAGAAAACUACUGGAUCAAGUCAGCUUGUGUAACAGAAAUAACAAAGAUACCGGAUAUAAAAGGACUGUGAUACAAAAAGG